AUGCAUUUCUAUCUGACAACCACUGUGCUCGCUUUGCUCUGCGCAAGCGCACAAGCGUACGACUAUCUCACGGCCACUGCCCUGGUCACCAAUGCUGCGAACGAAUCAGCGCUCGAGUGUUGGCGGUUUGCGACGCCGCUGGUUGACUCUUCGGAACCUGGUAUUGCCGGUAGUUUGAGGUUCAACUUCAAUGCUAGUAGUGCUUCGUACACUAUCAUCCCACCCAGAUUCAAUGGCAGUAGACACAACAGCCCUGCUCCACAGCUUGUCGUGUACACCUCUGGCUUGGCACACAUAUCACUGCCUUCGUCCAAGGACGAGGAGUGGUUCAUUGGAGGAAACCAGGGUCUGCUUGUCGCGGCUGACACGACCGGAGAGGGUCAUAUCACCGAGUACCCGUCUGAGCAGUACACCUCUGUGUUGACCAUCCCAUUUCCUGAUGGUAUGGUACCCGCUCAUGAGAAGCUGUCUUCAGGAGCUUGCCACUUCAGCAGCAUCGGCGCAAGAUCGCCUCAAGAUAGGAUGUGGCACUGA
Messenger RNA from Aureobasidium uvarum, 534 nucleotides. The record is from the annotation of a GenBank genome assembly. Lineage: Eukaryota; Fungi; Ascomycota; Dothideomycetes; Dothideales; Saccotheciaceae.